Tetrapisispora phaffii CBS 4417 is the source of this 642-nucleotide messenger RNA. RefSeq names its product hypoxanthine phosphoribosyltransferase (gene HPT1). The coding region runs from base 1 to 642 and encodes 213 amino acids. The transcript has a single exon. Gene Ontology annotation, biological process: hypoxanthine metabolic process; GMP salvage; IMP salvage. Gene Ontology annotation, cellular component: cytoplasm. Gene Ontology annotation, molecular function: hypoxanthine phosphoribosyltransferase activity. The record is from RefSeq and is a predicted model, not a curated record. NCBI's taxonomy places the organism in Eukaryota, Fungi, Ascomycota, Saccharomycetes, Saccharomycetales, Saccharomycetaceae.
AUGUCUGAAGCCGUUCAAAAACAAUACAUUUCUUACAAUAACGUACAUCAGUUGUGUCAAUCUUCUGCCACUAAAAUUAAAGAGUUUAAGCCAGAUUUAAUCAUCGCUAUUGGUGGUGGUGGUUUCAUUCCAGCUAGAAUUUUAAGAACUUUCUUAAAGGAAGAAGAUGGGCCAACUAUUAGAAUUUUUGCCAUUAUUUUAUCUUUGUACGAAAGGAUCGCUGGUUCCGAUGUCGAAGAAGCUGGCGUUAAGGUCAACAGAACUCAAUGGAUUGAUUAUGAACAAUGUAAGUUAGACUUAGUUGGUAAGAACGUUUUGAUCGUGGACGAAGUCGAUGACACACGUACCACUCUACAUUAUGCCUUAAAUGAAUUACAAAAGGAUGCUAAUGACCAAGCUGCUGCAAAGGGUUUAAACCCUGAAGAACCAGCCAACAAAACUACAUUUGGUAUCUUCGUUCUACACAACAAACUGAAGCCAAAGAAGGCCGAUCUACCAGAAGAUAUGAUUAAGGAUGAAAAACGUUACUUUGCAGCCAGACAUGUUCCAGAUCAUUGGUUAGCUUAUCCAUGGGAAUCAACUGACAUCGUUUACCAUACCAAGAUGGCAAUAGAACAAGGUAACGACGUAUUUUUACCAUAA